Trypanosoma cruzi is the source of this 981-nucleotide messenger RNA. RefSeq lists its product as uncharacterized. NCBI's taxonomy places the organism in Eukaryota, Euglenozoa, Kinetoplastea, Trypanosomatida, Trypanosomatidae. The record is from RefSeq and is a predicted model, not a curated record. The coding region runs from base 1 to 981 and encodes 326 amino acids. The transcript has a single exon.
AUGGUUUUGGCGGCGGCUCCGCAGGAUGCCGUGCACCGCGUGGAGGGUGCUUUGCGGCGAUGGGAGCAACAUCGACAGAACCAACAGCGACUGCUGCGCCUCCUAACAACAAUUGUCGAGACGUUGGAGGCCACAAAACACCAUUCACAUGAGAAGUGUGCGGCGAUCGCCCCUUCCGAGACGCUGCCGCUCCCCGUCAUGAGCCCAUUCCCGUCGUCAUCAUCUUUGUCGUUGUCGUCGUCCAUUACUGUGGACGCUGCUCGUAAUGGGCAUGGCGUGGCGAUAAAGCUUGAUCCGUCUACACAGGUCGCUCUUGGUGAUGUUCUGCGCACUCUAGCAAGAUCACAACAAUUUAUUGCAGUUGCAUGCUCGAGAUUCUCCUGGCGUGUACAAACCAUUAAUGAAGAUGUGCAGCGCCUCUGUAACGUUUUAAGGGACGGAACUUCUCUUGUGCGAAAACAACUGGAUGUGCAGAGGAAUGGACGUGCAUUGGAGGCUCUUCUCUUGGCCGCGCUGGCAACCAUUGUGCGUUCGGGUUAUGAUGACACUUCUGACACGGCAGAGCACCCUGGAACGGAACGGCCAAAAGAACAACAAGAAGAAGAGAAAGUGGAAUGUCCUCUUGCAGUGCCAAAUGCCUUAUUCCACAGCAUCUCCUUACGGCCGUAUUGGCGAAAAGAAGAACGCACAUUCUCUGCUGCUAUUCAUGACGUCACUGGCGUCUACGACUGUUCCGCCUGCACCACAUGCAACCUGCUACGUUCUUCACUUCUGGAGACGCUUUCUGCACAAAGGUGCUUUCCUUCGCCGCAAGUCUACCGUACACGGCGUGCGGCACGCUACGCGUGGUAUCGUGAAAUGAACGAGGCCGCGGCACGGCGUCGGGCGGCUCAAAAGUCCCAAUGGGAGCGUCAUGAAAGAAUGACUGAGGCUCUUUCAGAAGAUGAAUGGGCUACGCUAACCGCAGAGGACAUGAAAUAA